This is a messenger RNA of Danio rerio (zebrafish), 2133 nucleotides long. It is a transcript of the gene slc47a2.1, whose product is annotated as solute carrier family 47 member 2, tandem duplicate 1. The record is from RefSeq and is marked validated. Gene Ontology annotation, molecular function: antiporter activity; xenobiotic transmembrane transporter activity. NCBI's taxonomy places the organism in Eukaryota, Metazoa, Chordata, Actinopteri, Cypriniformes, Danionidae. Gene Ontology annotation, biological process: xenobiotic detoxification by transmembrane export across the plasma membrane; transmembrane transport. Gene Ontology annotation, cellular component: membrane; plasma membrane.
GAACGCAGUUCAUUUCGUGCAGAUGCUCUGCUGUUCUGUGACCAACUAUAAGCUGCUUUGUGGAAAUUGAAAACUGUAUACAUAACGAAAAUGGACAGUAUUACCAGUUACAACGUAACUCAGAUGAAUGGAGACACGAAACAGGAGAAAUGUGACGAUGUUCUGUCAACGUCAAGUACACAGAAGUUUUGUGGAGGAUGUCGCAAGAAACUCCGGAGUUUGUUACCAGUCAAUUAUAAAACAGAAAUUGUAGAGCUCUUAAAACUGGCUGGACCAGUGUUUAUCUCUCAGCUGAUGAUCUUUCUGAUCAGCUUUGUCAGCACUGUGUUUUGUGGACACUUGGGGAAAACUGAAUUAGCCGGUGUGGCUCUGGCUAUUGCUGUUAUCAAUGUGACGGGCAUCUCCAUCGGCUCUGGACUGGCGUCUGCAUGCGAUACGCUCAUCUCUCAGACGUUUGGCAGUAAUAAUCUGAAGCGGGUGGGUGUGAUACUGCAGAGAGGGAUUCUCAUCCUCCUGCUGGCCUGUUUCCCCUGCUGGGCGCUGCUCAUCAACACAGAGCCCAUCCUGCUGGCUGUCCGACAGAGUCCCAAUGUGGCCAGUCUGUCACAGCUGUAUGUGAAAAUUUUCAUGCCUGCUCUGCCUGCUGCUUUUAUGUAUCAGCUGCAAGGACGGUAUCUUCAAAAUCAGGGUAUUAUCUGGCCUCAGGUGAUCACAGGAGCCGCAGGAAACAUCCUCAAUGCUUUAAUAAACUACGUCUUCCUUCAUCUGCUUGAACUUGGUGUGGCAGGAUCUGCUGCAGCAAACACCAUUUCCCAGUAUUCCUUGGCUGUGUUUCUUUAUGUAUACAUCCGCUGGAAAAACCUGCAUAAAGCCACCUGGGAUGGCUGGUCUCGUGACUGUCUGCAAGAAUGGGGUGCCUUCAUCCGUUUGGCUCUUCCCAGCAUGCUCAUGCUUUGUGUGGAGUGGUGGACGUAUGAGAUUGGUGGAUUCCUGGCAGGGCUCAUCAGUGAGACGGAGCUGGGAGCCCAGUCAGUUGUGUAUGAACUGGCCACCAUUGCAUAUAUGUUUCCUCUGGGAUUUGCGGUGGCCGCCAGUGUGAGGGUGGGAAAUGCUCUUGGAGCUGGAAACACAGAACGAGCCAAACUGUCUGCCAAAGUAGCUUUAGUCUGUGGAGUACUUGUUUCCUGUGUGGUUGCCACCUUAAUCGGAUGUACCAAAGAUGUUAUUGCAUACAUUUUUACCACAGAGGAGGAAAUAGUGAGCAGAGUUUCACAGGUCAUGAUCAUGUAUGGCUUCUUUCAUCUGUUUGAUGCCAUAGCGGGCAUUACCGGUGGCAUUGUCAGAGGUGCCGGAAAACAGCUGCUUGGUGCUCUCUGUAACAUUGUGGGAUAUUAUUUUGUGGGAUUCCCGACUGGAGUAUCUCUGAUGUUUGCGCUCAGCAUGGGAAUAAUUGGCCUCUGGAUUGGCUUUUUCGGUUGUGUCUUCCUACAGUCUUUGUUCUUCAUCAUCCUCAUUUACAAACUGGACUGGAAAAAAGCAACUCAAGAAGCUUUGAUCAGAGCGGGUGUUCAACUCACUGAGACCAAAGAUGAAUCCUUUGGUUUGGAAAAUAAGGGCUGCACUGAAGAAGCAGCAAAGGAGUCUCAGAUCACUGAAGAAGGCCUGACAGAUGCAAACACAGACCUGGAAGGACUUAGUAAAGGAGGGGAAGGAAUAUCUGAGGCUGGUGCAAAGACCACAGUUGGGGCAGUUUUGACCACCAAACAGCUCAUUGUUCGUAGAGGACUUGCAGUUUUGUUAAUGGUGCUUAUAUUAGCUGGAGGAAUUGUGUUAAAUGAGAUGCUUGUUAGAUAUCUUAGAUGAGCAUAUUAAUACAGGGCUUUAACUGCAAUGCAAUUUUUAAACAAUCCACCAAAGCAGAUUUAAUAUUUUGAUAGGUUAAAAAUGUUUUAUUUAUUUUUCUAUUUAUUUUUAAUUCCAUGCAGCCUUUUAAGCUCUUAUAUCUGUUGUGUUAAUUAUAUCAUGGUACUCGCUUUGUGAAAGUUGUGAAACUUUCCGGGAAUAGUUUUUUUUUAUGUAUGUGUGUAUAUGUGUGUGUGUGUGUGUGUGUGUGUGUGUGUGUGUGUGUGUGUG